Neogale vison (American mink) is the source of this 3629-nucleotide messenger RNA. It is a transcript of the gene MANSC4, whose product is annotated as MANSC domain containing 4. Lineage: Eukaryota; Metazoa; Chordata; Mammalia; Carnivora; Mustelidae. The record is from RefSeq and is a predicted model, not a curated record. The coding region runs from base 1574 to 2596 and encodes 340 amino acids. The transcript is spliced from 5 exons.
UGAGCCGAAGGUAGAUGUUUAACAACUGAGCCACCCAGGUGCCCCAAAAGUUUGGGUAUUUAAAGUGAAACAUAUAUCAAUUUAAUAAAAAGCAAAACAUUUUAAUAAAGAUUAUUUCCUUUUCUUUUUUAACAAGCAAAACUGAAAUAUUUUCCUUUCAUGCAAGCAUGUGGGGCAAUUUAAAUGACUUUAAAGUAGUACAGUUCUUUAAAAAUGGCUCAGGGUCUCUUGGGUGAUUCUCCGUGUGUUGGCUAUCCAGCUUUUGGCUUUAGCUCAGGUCAUGAUCUCUGGGAAGGGACAGGAGAUCCAACCCCUUUCAUCUUUAUACCACCCCCAUCAGGUCAGGCUCCCUGCUCAGCAGGGAGUCUGUUUUUCCUCCCCCUCACUCUCUAUCCCACCUUGACCCCCCCAUGUGUGCACUCUCUCUCUCUCUCAAAUAAAUAUUUAAAAAAAACAAAAAUCGUUCAUAUUCAAUUCCGAUUGAGCAUCUUAAUGUAAGUAAAACUUCCAUUUUUUUUGCAGUCAGUGUUAUGUCAGUGUUUUCCAAACAUCUUAGUAAAUCACCUGGGAUGCUUAUAAGAAUUCUGGUUCCCAGACUAGAGCAACUGAAUCAGGCUCUUGGAAGAAAAAUGUGGUUUUUAAGGUAAGAAUACAACCUUUGAACCCUUCUUAAGAGCACCCAGUUGGAAAUAAAUACAAUAUAUCACUGCAUUGCAAUAGUGUAACAUUUCUCAAUAUUUGAUAAAAUCUAUAAAAGCCUAUAUAACAAUUUUUUAUUCAGAGUUGGAAUUGCUUUCUGGUUUCUGUAAUUUCAUCUCACAUGGACAAUUUUGAGACUAGAUGUUUCUGGGCCACAUAUCUCAGCCCAUUGUGGAUUCCUCCCUCUGCCCCUGCAGUUCAGUUUCUAUCUCUCCUUUUCAAAAUAUUUGGCUCCAAGAAGUUCCUGGUUUCCAACUGAAUGUUUAUGCAAUCACCAAAAAAAAAAAAAAAAAAAUUGUUUAAAAAAUUUUAAAGCAUGCUUUUACAUUGGAAUUUGGAGAUUCUUUAAAAAUGCAACUUUGAUCUUUACUUGAACACCAUUUGACAGCAAAAGGAUUAAGCAAUUAUGGGUUGUUCCAUUAUCCCUGCAGGAUACAUGAGAACUUCAAGGAAUUCUGUAUCACACAAAAGAAACUGCAUUUAAUGUGAUUGAAAGACACUGAGGGUAGAAGGAAACCUCUCUUCCCUUUCUCCUUGGAAGAGGCAGAAUGGUCGGAUUAUUUGCAGAGAAAGAAGAAAAGCAGAGGAGAGAAUCCACAUCUUCAAGAGGGUAAGGGACAGAGUAUCAAAAUGGCCUGGAAAAUGUUCAGAAUUAACAUCAGAAAGUCAAAUGUUCACCUAGGGCUCAGCUGGGAAGAAACAAAAGAAAAAUCAAUAUGCAGUCAAAGAAUGGCUUCACUUUUCUAGAAGGUGACUCUCUAGGAGAGUCCCUUAGCAACAGCUUCGAAAUUCCAGAACCUGUCCUCAACCCCGAUGGUCAGCUUCGGUGUCUGUCUGGAUCUCAGACUUCUUGCCCGAUCUUCCUACCACGGAAAUGCAUGUGGCAGUGGUGGAAACAGCCUUGGUGCUGCUGCUGAGCAUGGGGUGGACCUCAGACUCUCUCUGCUCACCCACCAUUUUUUAUAGAGACUGUUGGAUCCGUCGCUUUCCAGGUCUUCUGAUUGACCUGGAGGAGUCUCAGAAGCUGGGAGCUCAGUUCCUGAAGUAUUAUUCUGAAAGUACUGGCCAGAAAUGCAGCAGGAGCUGCUGCCUUAGGAAGGAUGUUUCCUGUAACGUGGCUGUCUUCUACCAUGAUCCCAUGCAUGACAAUGUCAACUGCCUCCAUGUUCACUGCCCCACACUGGAGAGCUGCAUCUUAGAGCCUGGAACCAGUGCCAUUUUAUACAACGUAACAGAAGGUAUAGAUCCAGAUUUGCUGGUUUUUGAACAAUCACGUCCCACAUAUCUAAAUACUCGUUCCUCAUCUAACACACGGGACAGACUAAGGAUUUUAAAAGCUACGCAUUUAGAUGAACAACAAACCACAGUGAUAAACCAAAUGCUACCAUCAACAGAGAUGCCGUCAUCAACCACACAUCAAGAUCUGGUUGUCAACACAAACAGUACUAGGUAUUCCAAGGGGUUAACCACAGAUUCUUGGGCAAAACUCAUUUCCCUGAAUAACUCCAUUACCACAGAGGCAAAUAUGGUGUCACACAGCACUGAUUCCAUCAAUAAUCCAGAUAACACGACUAUUUCUCCUUUCUUUGUUCCCAUAGACACAAAAGCUUUUCAUAGGCCUAUUCCAUCCCGACUCAACAGUAGCAAGCAAUUACUAAAUAAAACCAAGGGGUCCAACAGCAGAAACCACACAGCUGAGAAUGAAGACAUGACACCUGAUGGGGCAUCUGUGACUUCAAAGAUGUGGCUGGCUCCGGUGGCCCUCUGUACCUCUGUCAUCUUUCUUUGCUGUUGUAUGAUCAUCCUAGCAUCUGGAUGCUGGAGAAAGCAGCAGGGCCAGUAUAAGCCAGGGCAGAGAAAGUCAGGAUCCAGGCAUGUCAAAAAGUUAACACUCUAAAGAAGAACUCUUAAUAGUAAAAGUUAUAAGAAGAUUGUAAGCUUUCAAGGUUAUCAUUUUUAGUUUUCUGUAAAACAAGGGCAGUUUGUUUAAAAAAAAUAAAUAAUUGCACAGGAUGGCCCCCCUUACCAACCUCUAAAAAAGGCCAUAAUCUUCAUAAACUUAACUGCUUUGAUCAUUUCUAUUUUGUGAAUAGUCUACCCUUUGCCAAAGUUCCAAAAUUCUGACCCCUGCACUUGUUUAGCACAGUGUGAGAGAUAUGCUUCUAAGUGCUAUACAUGUAUUCCCUCAUGGAUAUAAUUUUAUGAAUUAGAUAUACUUUUUUAAAUGACUAUAGUAUUAUUAUCACAUUUUACAGAUGAGGAAAAUGAGAAGAGAGAAGCUAUUUUCCUUAAAGUCACAUAGCUUAAUAUUAGGGAAGGCAGGAUUUAAUAGAUAUCUGGUUCAAAAGUUCAUGCUGGAAAUCACUGUUAGAUUAAAAGCCUCCAAAAAACAUGGAAAAAAAGAUACGGAGAGGAAAACACCAUAAUAUCAUAUGUUUCCUGUCAAGGUCAAAUAAUUGUCAUGUAUAUUAAUAAAAUCUUUUAGUGGAUUGGACAGAAAAGUGCUAUUAUUACAGUUACUAACACAUGUGCAAAUGCAGCUUUUUAAAAAAAUUUAGUUUUGAUGUUCAAUUGAUUAAUUUCUUCUUAAUCCUAAACCAUCUUCAUUUUUUAAAGUUGACAUGCCUUUAACUCUGGUACUGGAAUCUUUGAGUUUGUGUUGAUCUCUGUUCAAUAAAGUUUGGGAGUUUUAGUUUACAGCCCUCACGUGUAUGUAGUGUUUUCCCAGGUGCAAACAUUAGCUGUAGGUAUUUGAGCUCUGUCCAAAUCUUACACCAGAUCUACCCCCACCCCCACCCUGAAGUGCAGACACUUUAAUUCAAUCAAGUCUCCAAUGAUUUUAAGCUUUAAGCCCUUAAUCUAACCCUUGAAACUCUGAAAGACAGCCAAUAAGCAAGAAUAGAUAAAAGAAAGGCCUAUUACAGGAUUAA